AAAUCGUUUGAGGCCCUCGCCGGCUCGCCCUUCUCUCUCGCAAUUUUUUCUCCCCCACUGCGUACCGCACGCUUUCUUCCUUUUGUUUUCUCCUCCUCUUCUUCUUUCUCUCUUCCAGUGGCAGCAUCCUCUUCAUCUGUUGCCGGCGACAUCACAACCUUCUUCCUCUUCCCCCACCCAACAGCAGCAACCCAACCGGCUGCGGCUCCUCCCCUACGCGCGGCGCCUGUGUCAUCCUCUCUCCUCCAUUCUUCUCUUGCUGCACCAGCAACGCCGCUGUGCCUCCGCCACGCACACGUGCCGGUGAUAGCUGCCGGAAGCCACUCCCUUCCUUCCGUUUCCUGCGCCCACAGCCGGCCACCGGCCGCCGUUGAGCUAACGGUAAGAGGACAACCGGCCUUCCUCCACUUGCCUCCUUCCCCUUUUCCUUUUCUUUCUCCUCCCUCUUCCUGCUGCUCCGACACCUACGGCCAUCAGUCGGCUGUUUUUUUUGGCCGAGCCAAGAGCGAUCCUCCUCCUUUUUCAAGCCUAAUGUAUCCUCGUUCAACGAGAUUGUUGUUCAUAUGAUGACCAAUUGAAGAUAGGAAUUCGAGUGGAGCACGUUGAUUUGUUGACACUUGGAGUUUUUACUAUAAAUAGAGGUGGGAAUUGCGCCCCCAAGAUGUUGCACACUUGUCAUCAUCGCCACGGUUGUCGUCGACAGUCGUCAUGGUGCCUGCUUCCUGAAGUGGCUGCUGUGCCUGCUAGCACAAACAAUGGCCAUCAAUUUGCCGCUUGCUGCACCCCUUGGCACAACUCAAUACCCUUGGUCUAGUGUUCCAAAACAACAUAGUUCCAUUUCUGUCAAGUGUUAAAGAAAGAGGUGGACAAAACAAAAGAGAGGCAUACCUUGAAGAAGUAUCACUGUAGAGAAACCCUAGUUGCACCUUAUUUUGUUGUUUGCGGAGUACCGUCAGGAACGUAGCAAAGGCUUUGUCGCUUGCAAAGGAGUGUCAGGAAUGUGUAGCUACGCUUGCGGAUUGCUCUGUCAAUGUCUCAUGCCUUCUCAAAUGUAGGGAGGAACAAAAAGUUUGCUCGUCUAACCUGCAUUGACUGUUGAACAAGCUUCCAAGAUUUAAAGAAGAAAUGGAGACGGUUAUGAGGAAGGUUCAACAAAAGUACAAAAAAUUGAGGGAGGAAAUGGGGAGAUGGGAUGAGUUGCAGUCAGGGUUGCUUUCUCACUUCCACAGUGCAUCAUCUAUCAUUGACAGACUGCGGUUGCUUUCAGACAUGAACAAUUAUGGUGCUCUGAGGGGCAUUCCAGGCAUUAAAGAAGCACUUUUGGGGAAGCAGAUGGACACACUGCAAAUGGUAUUUUGUUCGAUGAGAGAGAAGAUGGAAGAAUUUCAUGCAGUUGUCUUGUCUCUUGAGAAAAUUGCACGAGAUGCAAACCAGUUGGUGAAAGGAGGUUCGGCACUAACUCCUCAGCAAAUGAAGCUUCAAAUUGGAUUGUGGCCAAGUCUUGAUUAUUGCUUGGAAGGGCUUAGGACAAUUUAUGAGAUGCAUCAAUCUGAAUAUACUCUUAAAUUAUCACUUGUGACCUCCUUGACUUUAAAGUCCACUUCUGCUGAGAUUGCUGCAAUGAACCAGCUCUUGGUAGAUCAACCCAACAUCCCAAAAGACCAAGUGCAAGCAAUAUUUGACAGGAUAUUUGCGGAGGAGAUCUGCUGAUUCUUUGGUUGGUCUUUGUAUUUUGCAACAGCUCACAACUUUAAAUAUUAAUUCUUCAAGGUUUUAUAGAGCUUCUUGACUUUUCUGGAUGAGUUGUUUUAUAGUGGUGUUAGUACAUCCACCACUAGAGACAUCCCUUCCAGUUAUUCCAUUAAAGAAAGUAGCAUUUGCCUUCAGCUAUACCUGCUGGCAGCUGAUGUAGCCCUACAACAUGUUUCUUUACCACGUGGAAUUUACUUGAUUUUUCUUGGAAUUAUAUCAAUUUUGUGAUCGGAUGGCAUUUGUGAUUGAAUUA
Molecule: messenger RNA, 2005 nt
Organism: Zingiber officinale
Lineage: Eukaryota; Viridiplantae; Streptophyta; Magnoliopsida; Zingiberales; Zingiberaceae
Exons: 10
Coding region: 1126-1710 (194 amino acids)
Source: RefSeq, a predicted model, not a curated record